AUGAGCGGCGCCACCGCGGACGCCCCCGCCGCCGCGGACGUGGAGAAGGCCGGCGUGUCGGGUGGAGGUGACGCCGGCGCCUCAGGCGGAGGAGGCGCGGUGGGCGCCAUCGUCGGGCGCUGGCGGCGGCAGGACCUCCUGGACAAGUCCGGGUCGGCGCUGCGCGCGGCGGCGUGGGCGUUCUCCCUGCUCGCCUUCCUCAUCAUGGUCUGCAACGAGCACGGCGACUGGAAGCAGUUCGACCGCUACGAGGAGUACAGGUACAUCGUCGCCGUCGGGCUGCUGGCGUUCGUCUACACCACGCUGCAGCUGGUGCGGCACGGCGUCCGGCUCAACGGCGGCCAGGACCUACAGGGCAAGGUCGGCCUGCUCGUCGACUUCGCCGGAGAUCAGGUGACGGCGUACCUUCUGAUGUCCGCGCUGUCUGCCGCCGUCCCGAUCACGAACCGCAUGCGCGAGGGCGCGGACAACGUCUUCACCGACUCCUCCGCCGCCUCCAUCAGCAUGGCCUUCUUCGCCUUCGUCUGCCUCGCGCUCUCUGCCCUCAUCUCGGGUUUCAAGCUCUCCAAGCAGACCUACAUAUGAGCCUGGCUGCACUACAUUCCGACUGUGCUUCCUCUGUAUAUUCUCGAUCCGUUCUUGCUGGUGGGUGUUGUGGUAAUACCGGAUGCAUAUAACUUGGCUUCUUCAAUUCUUUUUCUGUAUAACUUGGUUUCUUCAAUUCUUCUGGUGUGCAUACGUGAUUACAGGAAUUGAUGGUCGCUUCUUUUGCGUGUGUUUUAGGUGUUCAUAUUGUAAUGCCCAAUUAUGUAAUUAUUAUGUUUCCACGACAAAUGAACGGGAGUGAAUACGUGUUCAAUUGAUUCUUGA
Messenger RNA from Lolium rigidum, 870 nucleotides. Its product is annotated as CASP-like protein 4B4. The record is from RefSeq and is a predicted model, not a curated record. The transcript is spliced from 3 exons. Bases 1 to 585 code for a protein of 194 amino acids. Lineage: Eukaryota; Viridiplantae; Streptophyta; Magnoliopsida; Poales; Poaceae.